This is a messenger RNA of Xenopus laevis (African clawed frog), 7013 nucleotides long. RefSeq names its product ephrin type-A receptor 6 (gene epha6.L). The transcript has 18 exons. Bases 1538 to 4564 code for a protein of 1008 amino acids. The record is from RefSeq and is a predicted model, not a curated record. Lineage: Eukaryota; Metazoa; Chordata; Amphibia; Anura; Pipidae.
CGCUCGGGCUGCCGUGGAAGCGACUUGGCGCAGGACAGAGAGAGACUGACUUUAACGAUGUGCGACUUGGGCUUCUUACAUCCCCCCGCGCUCUGCUAGCAGCCCCUACACACUCGGCUGUGGAUAAAACUGUCAGCUUGAUGCCACACUGACUGCCAGUUCUAUCAAUUCGACUUAAAGAGGAAUGACUAUUUUAGAGUGUCCUGUCGCCAACCUUGACGAUCGCUUCUUAGGAGAAUGGUGAGAGGGUGGUUUUCUCUGUCAUUGACUUUACUGAUGAAUUUGGGAUAAAUGAGGUCCGGGGCUUCUGUUAAGAGGUUGGAAUGGGGGGAUUGAUGGGUGAAGGGAAGGAUCGGCUGGACACCUUCAAACUUCACGUGUGCGACCCCCAGCUGAGGAACAGCCAGGUAAUGCGACUGCGACUGAACACAGAUGGGUCACUCAUAACAAUACCCUUAAUGCUGUAGCCCAGCUCAGCAGAUCCUCCGCGUAAAUCCUAAAGCCUGCCGGGCUGCAGCUUUUGGAAUCGGAUGUAGGUGCCCGAUACGCACCGGAGUUUCUUUAGGUCGCACGAUCUGCUGGAUUGUUAAAAGUGCUUCUGCACAGUCAACAGUUCUAGGCUCAUUCGGGCACAGUCAACAGUUCUAGGCUUAUUCGGCUGAGCUGCUCAUGGUGCUCUUGAAAUUCCGCACUAAUAUCAUUGAGGUGCAACUGCCGAUUUACCCAGGCUGCUGUCCACGGUGCUGAAGUCAGGGCAUCUCCAUAGGAUUCUGCGCAAGGAUUCGGCCGGUGCGCUGUCCAUGGUGCUGAAAUCCGCUCAGCAAGUGAACAGCACUUGACUAGCUAACUGCCGAUUUCACAGCAGCCGACUAGCUGUCCCCCGGUAACCCUGUCUGACUGGGAACCAGAAACAUUCAAGCAGACAAUACAUAGGAUGCUGCUACUGUCCAGGAUCCGACAGCAGCACAAAUACAACAUCAUUUUUGCACAAAGGUUUAGUGCCUCCCACUGGGUAUAAGUGGCAGUGAGUAGAGACUAUCAGAGCCUGAGAGGUAAGGGGAACAACAUAACUGGAGUGUUAGACUUUAUUUCCCUUUCUUCUGCUCUCAGUGUGUGAAGGGCCACAUUCAGACUAGGCCAAACUGAACCUGCUUUUGGGGAAAGUUUGUCUGUAUCUCAAACAGCUGAUCUUAAAUAGAUUUACUCAGCCUAAACACUAGCCAUCUAUAUUUAUGCAAAAUGACUGUCAGGCAUUGAACUGCUCACUUAACUGCAAGAUAAAGACAAAAAAAGUGCAAAGAACCUGUAUACCUUUUUUUUACCAAAGGACCUUGGUAGAAGGUUUCGUCAGUGUCCAUACGGUUGGCUGACCCAGGCAACUCUCGUUUCACCAGUGGGAGGAGUGAUCACGCUCUGCCCCCGAGGACCUGGAGAUCAAACUCAGUUCUGGAUUGCUACAUUCCAUGCUGUGGUCACCAGGGAAGGAUCUAACAAUCAAGGGGAAACUGGAGCUGCUUAGCAGGGGACAAGGACAGUCAUGGGGAAAUGUGACUGGAGAACUGUCCUGGAGAAAACAGCUCUACUCCUGUCCAUCAUCACCAGCUUCAGGGUCAGCUCCAACCACCUCUCCGACAACCAAGUUGUGCUUCUUGAUACUACAACAGCAAUUGGUGAACUGGGAUGGAAAACAUAUCCAGUAAAUGGGUGGGAUGCAAUCACAGAAAUGGAUGAAUACAAUCGGCCCAUUCAUACUUAUCAAGUCUGCAAUGUGAUGGAAGCAAACCAAAACAACUGGCUUCGGACAAACUGGAUAUCCCGUGAUGCAGCACAGAAAGUGUUUGUGGAAAUGAAAUUUACACUAAGAGACUGUAACAGCAUUCCCUGGGUUGUGGGAACAUGCAAAGAAACAUUUAAUUUGCACUAUAUAGAGUCAGAUGAUGCACAUGCAGUCAAAUUCAAACCAACCCAGUAUAGUAAAAUUGACACCAUUGCUGCUGAUGAGAGCUUUACACAGAUGGAUUUAGGGGAUCGGAUUCUAAAACUUAACACAGAAGUACGAGAAGUGGGGCCUAUCACCAAGAAAGGAUUUUACCUAGCUUUUCAGGAUAUUGGGGCCUGCAUUGCUUUAGUCUCUGUGAGAGUCUACUAUAAAAAAUGCCCCUACAUGGUGCGGAAUUUGGCAAUGUUUCCAGAUACUAUUCCCAGAGUAGAUUCAUCGUCACUUGUGGAAGUACGAGGUUCUUGCAUAAAAUAUGCGGAGGAACGAGACACUCCCAAAUUGUACUGUGGAGCUGAUGGUGAUUGGCUUGUUCCUCUGGGACGCUGUGUCUGCAGUAUUGGAUAUGAGGAAGUGGAUGGAUCUUGCCACGCAUGCCGCCCAGGAUUCUACAAAGCGGUUGCUGGGAAUAUCAAAUGUUCCAAAUGUCCUCCACACAGUUUCACCUAUGUUGAGGCAACAACCGUGUGCCAGUGUGAAAAAGGUUUCUACAGAGCUGAGAAAGACCCUCCAUCUAUGGCAUGUACAAAACCACCUUCAGCUCCAAGGAAUGUAAACUUUAACAUGAAUGAAACUGCUCUUUAUUUAGAGUGGAGUCCACCUAUUGACACUGGUGGAAGAAAGGAUCUCAUGUACAACGUACUCUGCAAGAAGUGCGAUCCAAGCCAAUGUGAACUCUGUGGUGGCGGAAUUCGUUUUGUUCCUGCACAUUCUGGCCUGCAAAAUGCUUCAGUCACUGUGCUGGAUUUCUUAUCUCAUGUGAACUACACGUUUGAUAUAGAAGCAACAAAUGGUGUUUCUGAACUUAGCUUCUUACCCAAACAGUAUACGUCCAUCAUGAUUGCAACUGACCAAGAAGCCCCUUCAUUAAUUGGAAUGGUGAGAAAAGACUGGGCAUCGCAAAACAGCAUUGCGCUCUCCUGGCAAGAACCAGACUAUCCUAAAGGGCUUAUUUUGGACUACGAGAUCAAGUAUUAUGAGAAAGACUACCCCCGGAUAGCGCCGGCAUUUUGGCACUACCUGCGGGUAGAAGAGCACGAGCAGCUCAGCUAUUCCUCUACAAGAUCCAAAGCUCCGAGUGUUAUUAUCACAGGCCUCAAGCCGGCCACCAAGUACACAUUUCACAUCCGAGUCCGCACUACUGCAGGGUACAGCGGCUACAGCCACAAGUUUGAAUUUGAAACUGGAGACGAGACAUCUGAUCUGGCUGCAGAACAAGGACAGAUUCUCGUAAUAGCCACGGCGGCUGUUGGAGGAUUUACACUUCUGGUCAUUCUCACACUGUUCUUCCUAAUCACUGGGAGGUGUCAGUGGUAUAUUAAAGCGAAGAUGAAAUCGGAAGAGAAAAGAAGAGCCAAUUUACAAAAUGGACAUUUGCAUUUCCCAGGUGUGAAAACCUACAUUGAUCCAGACACUUAUGAAGACCCUUCCUUAGCUGUCCAUGAGUUUGCCAAAGAGAUAGAUCCUUCCAGAAUACGCAUUGAAAGAGUGAUUGGAGCAGGAGAGUUUGGAGAGGUCUGUAGUGGAAGAUUAAAGACCCCGGCGAAGAAGGAAAUCCCAGUGGCCAUCAAAACUUUAAAAGGAGGAUAUGUGGACAGGCAGAGGAAAGAUUUUCUGCGAGAAGCGAGUAUCAUGGGACAGUUUGAUCACCCAAAUAUUAUCCGCCUGGAAGGUGUUGUCACAAAAAGCAGACCAGUGAUGAUUGUGGUUGAAUACAUGGAAAAUGGAUCCCUCGAUUCAUUCCUGCGGAAACACGACGGACAUUUUACAGUUAUCCAGCUGGUGGGAAUGUUAAGAGGAAUUGCCUCUGGAAUGAAAUACCUCUCCGAUAUGGGUUAUGUACAUCGGGACCUUGCUGCCAGGAAUAUCCUAGUCAAUAGUAAUUUAGUAUGCAAAGUUUCAGACUUUGGACUUUCUCGGGUGUUAGAAGAUGACCCAGAUGCUGCGUAUACAACAACGGGUGGCAAGAUUCCCAUACGGUGGACCGCUCCAGAAGCAAUAGCAUUCCGUAAAUUUUCUUCUGCCAGUGAUGCCUGGAGUUAUGGCAUUGUUAUGUGGGAAGUGAUGUCAUAUGGAGAAAGACCCUACUGGGAGAUGUCAAACCAGGACGUCAUUUUGUCUAUAGAAGAAGGCUAUCGGCUUCCUGCACCCAUGGGCUGCCCGGUCUCACUCCAUCAGCUAAUGCUUCAUUGCUGGCAAAAAGACAGGAAUAUUCGGCCCAAGUUUUCCGAUAUCGUUAGCUUCCUGGACAAACUUAUCCGCAAUCCCAGUGCUUUACACAUUCUCGUGGAAGAUAUCCUUGGAAUGCCCGAAUCACCAGGUGAUGCACCCGAAUACCAUUUUGUGGUCACAGUAAGUGAGUGGCUUGAAUCCAUAAAGAUGGGUCAGUAUGCCCAUCAUUUUAUGGCUUCUGGGUUCACAACGCUGGACGUGGUUUCAAGAAUGACAACUGAUGACAUAAGAAGAAUUGGCAUCACGCUCAUUGGACACCAGAGAAGAAUAGUGACCAGCAUACAGACUUUACGACUACAGAUUAUGCAUAUACAGGAAAAAGGAUUCCAUGUAUGAACUUAGUAGAAACAACUGUUUUGUGCCUCAGCAUUUCUUUAACAGAAGAUAUUCUUAUGCCUCAUUUUGGACUUUUCCCCAUCUCUUGAUGAUCAAACUCCUUAUUAAAAAAGAGAGAGAAGAAAAUGCUUCCAAAGUGGGGAUUUUAAAACAAAACAUUACUCAGAAAUCUACUAUUGACCUACUAUCCUGGGCCCUACUGCAGACCUACUGCUUCCUGGUAGUGAAUGACAAAGAAUGGAUGGACUUGUUUGAUGGUUCAUGGUUGGCUUUGGACUCAAUUUGGGUAAUUCUAGCUUCUUGGUUGAAGAUCUCCUGCAGGACAUGGUGGAGGCUGUUGACUUACCCUUGUUACACAACAUACCGUUUACACUAUAAAAUGCACAAUUUAGAAUAAGGAUGCAAAUAUAAAACUAUAUACAGUAGCUGACGAAUACUAACCAGCUAGCCCAAAACACAAGUUGAUCAUAGUUGGUUGGUCCAGGUUCAGAGGGAGGUGGAACAUCAGGCAACUUGCCAGACAUAAGUGAUGGUUUGAUAAAGUGAGCUUGUGUGUGUGAGACUAUUUCAGAUGAAACAAGUGUACUUCCUAAGGCCCAGGACUAAAUUAUACCUGUAAUGCUCUAUAUUCUUGUACUUUUACAGUUUAGAAUCUAAAAAUUGUCUUCUAGUGUUUUUAUUAAAUCUCUGCCUCUUAAAACCCUUCCAUAGAAAGUCCUGGGGGAUGGUGUAGCCCUGCAGGUAGGCUGUGCAGGUAAUAAUUGCUGGUCCUUUGUUUUCUAGGAUAUUUAAAAGCACACAGAAAAAUAGAUUAGCAGAUAUCAUAUGUAUAUGUGUUUCAGUAUUAAGUCUUCUUAAUGAUUACAUAUAAAAUAUUUAUAUGAAGCUCAAAAAAUAUUUAUGUUUCCUUUUCGUGCAUAAUGGCAUAACGUGCCUUUUUAUGGGGUCUUCUAUUUAACAAAGAGUUGCUGCUUCUAGGAGGCCCAAUCAGUACCGAUUCCAGUUUAUAUUAGAUUUUUUUUCUCAUUGCAAACACUAUUUUCUUUAAUCCACUUAUUAUUAUCUUAUUAUUAUAUGUCAGGGAGAAUUAUUCUUUAGCAACAAAAACUAGUAGGCACGGAAGACUUGAGCUAGCGAAGAGGGAACCCAAGCAAUGCAUGAAGUAAAGAGGCUCCAUAUGAGGAUUAUUAUAUAAAUCACUGAUAAUCAUCGUGAAGCCUUCUAGCUGUUCUUCAACUAAGAUUAUAUUACAUGUGUACAUGAUUAAAACAUCUAAUAAUUGUCACACUUGAGGUUUCUCAUACACAUUAUACACCUUGCAAUCCUACAACCAUGGGGUAUAUUUAUCAAAGCCAGCGCUAGCGAAAUUUUGUUAGUGAAUUUGCCCCUAGAGGGCUGUGGCAACCUCUAAUUUCACUCUUUGAUAAAUAUACCCCUUAGCCUUUAAUUGUUGAAAUGUGGUCCAAUCCAAACCAACUCGUACAGAAACUAAAAGUAUUGGUUGGGCCCUUCAAGAUUCGAUCUUAUUCAUCAGGAAUUUACAAGCUAAAGCUACUUCUUCUGUUUUAGAAUGUAUUAUAGUUCUUUGUUAUAUUGUAUAUUUUAUUUUAAUACCACCCCAAAGAAUGGAAAACUAAUGUAAAUUACAGAAACGUUAUAUUGUCAGCAAUAUUCAGAUAGAUAUAGUAGCUUAUAAGACUGAUGAUAUUACAGAUAUAAGCACAUGCGACGUAGGUGAGAUGUUCAAUGCAAAGUAUAGCUGUGGUUAUACAGAUGCUUAAUAAAUGAAGUGGGAUAGUUUUAUUCUAAAAUAAACCGAUAGCUUUCCUUAUAUACUUUAAUUUUAUAAUUGUGAUGUUAUUCAGAGGGCAAUGCCAAGUGUACUUUUUUAGUUUCUAAUAUUUGUCCAGUGAAAGCAGCUUCUUAAAGUCAAUGUAGACAUCUGUCUCUGUAGUCCGUAGAAUAAUAUGUCCUAUAGGAAUAUAAAUGAAGGACAUUUAUUCUUAUUUGCUGUAAAGGAAAUAAAGUAAGAACUAGGGUGAAAGAUAAUCACCACUUUAGACUCCAGGGUAACUUUUGAAAAAUUAGCAAAAGGUAGGGCAUAUUUCAUCAUUUUAGCACACAUUUUGUCUAUUUGUACCCCCAGAGAUCUAGGAAGUAAUAUGGCAUGUAUUUGGCAUGUACACAAAACAGCUCUGAAUCCAUACUAGGGUGGCAUGGGGGCUCUUACUCUUACUGAUCUCCAUUCCAGUCAAUGUCAUAUUUACAGGGUUUAGAGGGUGAGAAAAGCAUUCCGCAAAUGGGAGUUAAAAUCAAUAAAAAGACUUUAUUUUGUACUAUUAACAAACAAGCAUCAGUUACAGAUGUACUUCCUGCUUAAAGGGCAUGUAAAGUCUAAAAUAGAAUAAGGCUAGAAAUGCUGUAUUUUGUAUGCUAAAUAUAAACAUGA